Eremothecium gossypii ATCC 10895 is the source of this 330-nucleotide messenger RNA. RefSeq names its product Mco12p (gene MCO12). The transcript is spliced from 2 exons. The record is from RefSeq and is marked provisional. Bases 1 to 330 code for a protein of 109 amino acids. NCBI's taxonomy places the organism in Eukaryota, Fungi, Ascomycota, Saccharomycetes, Saccharomycetales, Saccharomycetaceae. Gene Ontology annotation, cellular component: cytoplasm.
AUGCCCUCACUCAAGCAGAUGGUGCACUUCAGCGCCGACCUCGCGCUGGUGGCGAUGGUGCUGGCCGGGCUGCGGCGCAGCACGGGCUACGUGCUCGCGUACGAAGCCUCUGACCUGCGCAACUACAUACGGCGGUACCUGGGGUGGGGCGAGUACCUGUUCGACCAGCUGGCCGCGCUAGCUGCGCGCAGCGCGUACUUCCGGCGCGAGACGGCGCUGGACGGGUUCCUGGGCGGGGCGUUCCGGCGGCUGGAGGAGGUUGCAGGCGCGGAGGGCGAGGGGCGCGCCCACGAGCGCGCGGCCGCGCCGCGGCCGGCGCAUCUAGACUAG